Messenger RNA from Amblyraja radiata (thorny skate), 1380 nucleotides. RefSeq names its product lysosomal protein transmembrane 4 beta (gene laptm4b). The coding region runs from base 175 to 846 and encodes 223 amino acids. The record is from RefSeq and is a predicted model, not a curated record. Gene Ontology annotation, cellular component: lysosomal membrane. The transcript has 7 exons. NCBI's taxonomy places the organism in Eukaryota, Metazoa, Chordata, Chondrichthyes, Rajiformes, Rajidae.
GACGGGGAGAGAGCCAGAGAAGAGGAUCAGUGAUAGGAUAAUGGUACAGUGAGAGGGACAGAGAGAGGGGGAGAGAGACGGAGGCAUUUCACUCUCUGCUCUCUGCAACAGAGCAGAUAUUUUUUUAAAUUUCCUUUUUUUUUGUGGCUGGCUCAAUUUUUGUUUGUUGGGGCCAUGAGGACGUUCGCACCCCUGGAUCGUUGCUACUCCAGCAGCUGCUGUUGCUGCCAUGUCCGCACUGGCACCAUCAUCUUGGGGGUCUGGUACAUGUUAAUCAACGGCGUGGUGCUGCUGAUUCUACUGUCUGCUCUCGGGGACCCUGACCAUUACAAGUUGGCCCACGCUGAGUUUGGCACUGACUGUGACUUCACCGACGAUACCAGUAUCUGCAUAGCGACUGCAAUUUCCCUGCUUAUGAUUACAAUCUGUGGCAUGGCUACAUAUGGUGCAUACAAGCAACGGAGUGCGUGGAUAGUUCCCUUCUUCUGCUACCAGAUCUUUGACUUCACCCUCAAUGCUCUCGUGGCAAUCAGUGUGGUCGUCUACCCAAGCUCCAUCCAGGACUACCUACGACAACUGCCGGACAACAUCCCCUACAAAGAGGACAUCACCUCAAUGAACCCAACAUGCCUGCUGUUCAUCGUCAUGUUCUUCAUCAGCGCUAUUCUGGCCUUUAAGGCGUAUCUCAUUGGUUGUGUCUGGAACUGCUACAGGUACAUCAAUGCCAGGCAUACGGCUGACGUUUUGGUCUAUGUGGCUAAUGACACCACGGUUCUUCUUCCGAACUACGACGAGACUGUUUUAAUCCCUGAGAAAGAUCCACCCCCUCCAUACGUCUCCGCUUAAAGUCACAGGGAAACUGACCUAAGCAGGACUGUAUGCAUCCCUUGUACGCUUAGUGUCAGACUAAACACUGUAAGAGGGAUCUUCAUUCCAUUGUGCAUCAUGUCUGCUUGUUCUGGGAAUGAAGAACCCCAUCAUUAAGAUUUCUUCUUGUUGUUUUUUUUCUGGUUGUUUAUAUCACUCCCAGUAAUGUCUAAAAGGACAACGCAUCCUAUAAACAUGGAUUUAUUGUAUUAAUGCCCAGUUAAUGCCCAGGGAUUUUGGGGAAUAAUUUGAAAGAGUCAACGUUCAAAUUAAUGUAAGUAUUUGACAAUGAAACCAGAUUGUAUAUUGAGGAGUGUGGGGAUUCUUAGCACCUUGAUUCCUUGUGGAUAUUUUGAACUUUAUUCCUGUUGGUAACAGUGUGCGUGUGUGUGAGUGCAUAUGUGCACGUGUGUGUUGGUGCGUGGGUGUGUGUGUUUGCAUGUGUGCGCUGGUGCAUGUGUGUUCGCGUGUGCUGGUGCAUGUGUGUCCGUGCGAGUUGCAUGUGUGCACGUG